GGAGAUAGCAGGCUUUAAUUUGCCCUCUUAGGCUAACUCGCUUUGGGCUUUGGUUCAGGAUGGACACCUCUUCGAUUUCUCGGAGCCGACGAUGCUCCAUCAUGCGCAACUGCAAAAGUAAGUUUGUCUCUAUAUUCUUUGGUUUGGGAUACAUCGACGCAGACAUAGAUCUAGUGCAAUGCUGCUUUUCAUAAGUUUUGCAACAAUUUCUAAGUUUUUAAUCUAAGAAAGCUUGCUAAAGAUAAAUGUAACAUCGACUUUGAUAUAUGAUUGGAUAAAUGAUUAAAAUUAGAAAGGAAAACAAUGUGCGACUUAAAUGGUUUAAUGUGAAAUGGAAUAUAACAGGAACUUUGUAUUAAAGCAAAAAAAGAGCUGCUAAGUUUUGACACUUGUGUGAUUAUGCUGUGCGUAAAGGUCGGUGCGUAAUGUCGAGACAUAAACUUAAGUUAUUGUAGAAACACGCAGCUGUAAAGUUUAGACAGUUGAGAUUUAAUGCCAACCGAAAAUACCAGUGCAGAAGUCUCAAAUGUACACGGGUUUGCAUUCAAUAUGCUGGUGUGAUAAAUGAAAACGGAAGAUUUCAGCACCAGACAGCUCCCGCUCACCUCCCUCUCUCCUUGCUCUCCUUCAGGCGGUCUCUCCCUCUGGCUGGUGGUGUGGCUGGUCCUCGGCAAGCCAAGUCCGGCAUCGGCGUGCCCGCACCUGUGUGUGUGCUACCCGACGCCCAUGACCGUGAGCUGCCAGGCGCAGAACUUCACCACCGUCCCGGUCGGAGUGCCCUAUGAGUCGCAGCGUGUAUUCCUCCAGAACAACCGGAUCACGGAGCUUAGAGUUGGCUCUUUUGGCUUCGGGACUCAGGUGCUGUGGCUGUUCGCCAACAACAUCACGUGGAUUGAGGGAGGGGCAUUUAGUGAGCUGAGGGACUUGGAGGAGUUGGAUUUAGGGGACAAUCCCAGCCUCCACAGGCUGGAGGGGGGAGCCUUCCGCGGACUAGAGAAGCUCCAGAGCCUCCACAUGCAUCGCUGCCGACUUAAUGCCCUGCCCCAUGACAUCUUCCACAAGCUUUACAGCCUGCAGUUCCUCUACCUGCAGGAGAAUAAUCUUCACUUCCUGCAGGACGACAUCUUUUCUGACCUCAUCAACCUGAGCCAGCUUUACCUGCAUGGCAACCGUAUCCGCACCCUGUCAGAGAACGUGUUCCGCGGACUGGUCAACCUCGACCGCCUUCUCCUUCACGACAACCGCAUCAGGCAGGUGAACCGUCGCGCCUUUCGUGACCUUGGUCGCCUGACCAUGCUCUUCCUCUUCAAUAACUCCCUGGCUGAGCUACCAAGCCAGACCCUGAGGGACACUCAGGGCAUUGAGUUCCUCCGCCUCAACGCCAAUCCCUGGUCCUGCGGGUGCGAGGCCCGCGCCCUGUGGGAGUGGUUCCGCGAAGCCCGUGUCUCUUCAUCGGAGGUGAUCUGCGCCUCUCCUUCCACCCGCCGCAGCCAGGACCUUCGCUUCCUUCGUGAGAUGGACUUCGCUCUCUGCCCCCUGCCAGACCCUGGCUCCAUUGCCGGCUCCACCACCACCACCUUCAGCACCAAAACCCGCUGGUGGUUCCACAAGAACAAGCCCCAGUCAUCAACGAAAGGUCUCUUUGAGAAAUCCUCAGAGACUGUCAAAGCUGGUUUGUACGGGAAAGGCCCAUCCACAACCACCUCAGUAGUCAAGUACGAGUUGGGGGAGGAAGAGCUGGCGCUGCCCAAACUCGACGAAGAAGAGUACUGGGUAAACUACGGCAACGAGGACUCAGGUGUCACCCUGCGAUGCAUCGAGCUUGAGUGUCCACCUGACUUCGACCUGCCUCCUUCUUCCUCCUCUCCCUCAUCCUCCUCGCCAUCUUUUUUCACACUACUAUCCCUUUCUCUUUUCAGCCUCUGCCUCAACCUACACCUGCUAUUCGGCUGAAUUUAACUCUUGGUACGACAUCCUUUCCAGCCUGUUUUAAAGGCUGUGAGGAUACCUGUUAGACUCUACACCCCCUUUGCCCGCUUUGCUGUAAGCCAUUCCUCAAGGCACAGCGAGGGAGAUAGGGGGACGGUUAGAUUCUGAAUCUACCACCUACAGGGCGUAACACUUUUCCGGGCUGAUAAGAGUUCUUCAGCGAAGCUCAAAUAUAUCGACAAUACUCUACAGGUAUGGCUUUCUGUGUCUCACCUGUAUGGUGUCAUAUUAUGAUUCCCUGCAAUCAGGGCUACGAGGACUGAGUCCAUCACUAAUGUCAGUGCAAUUUGAUAGCAGUCGUGAAUGAUGUUGUCAAUUUUGUCACUUCAACUUAGUUAUAACUGCUAUUGCUAUUAGUGCAUCCAAUUAACUGGCUGCUAAUACAAUUACUGUUAGAAUCAGUGCUCAGUAAUGACAAUACUGUAACCACUUAAAGUGUCAUGUAAAUAGGUAUGUAUUUUUGUGAUAUUUGAUAUCUGUGGUCCACUACAAUCACUUUCAUCUUCAUCCAGCAGAGAAGGCUAGUGCUUCUACAGGACAGAGCACAGUGAGGUUUACGAUGAAACAGAGAAGAAAAGACAAUGUGCUGUGAGGCUGGGAGGGAGGGAGAAGAAAAAAAGGAACGCAGGAGGGAUGUCAACGAAGAAGGAAGGGAGGCAAGGAUAUGAAAGGGAGAGAAAAGGGAAGGGUUGUUCCGAGAACUAGCAUUACAAAGAGGAAGAGAGAAAAGGAGGGAGGAGGGGAACAGUGUCCACGCAGCAAUAAGAAAAGAGGCAGUUAGAAUACAGCGAGACGCUGCAAGGACAGUGCUGGCAGUAGAAGCAGCAACUUGCAGGAGAUAAGUAAUAAAUCCACUCAUCCGUGGUUGUCUGAUCCAUCCAACUCACACCACUGCACCAUGUUCUGUAAACAUGGUGUCGUUUGAGACAACCACAGGGAAAGAAUGCUUCCUGUCAGGAAGCUGGAGAUUUGGGUUUUUGGAUGUCUUUCUGUGACAUAUUGAUAUACUGUGUAAAGAUUGUUGAUUUGGAUGCAGAUGAAGAUCUUGAUAAAAAAAUUCUCAGAAUAUUUCUUGAAUCAUGCUUUUUCUUGGGGCAAUAUUUGCAGAACUUACUCAAAACCAAUAUUUAAGGUUCUUUAAAUGGCCAUUUUGUGUUGAAAGCAAAAGAAAAGAAAAAAUUGUGGGACAAAACAACUAAAAACAAGAACACAUCAAAAAGUAGCAGAUUAUCGCUGUGUGACCAAACCGUGAAAACUGGAAGGACUGGCCACAUGGACCUGAUGUCACAGUAAGAGGUGUUCAGAAUGGCUCUUGCUGUGAUGAGUAUCUGUCUUUGUGUGUCUGUAAGGAUUCACAAGCUGGCACCUCUGCAAAAGGCAAAUACGUCAGUAAGUUUGUCACUCGACUGACUCAUCGGUGGGCGAUGCCAGAUGGACAGACGUGGUGGAAAUUGGCUGACUUGUAAAUACACUAAGAGAGCAAUUAAAGAGUCUGGUGAUUGUCAAAGCCAGAGGGAACAGGAGACAAAUUAAGACUGACACACUGCCAUGCAGACAGAAUGAUGGAAAGAUAGUGUGAAGCGGUAGAGGAGUGGGCUUAAAAGUCAAACCUAGCAGGGAAUUAGUUAAUGCUGAGACUGCAGAAAUAAUAACAAGAAAUGUUCUGAGCGAGCGAGCAGCGGAAAUAGUGUGAAAAAAGGGAGGAGGGGGAAUUACCAAAUAUAGGGAUCCGCUCUCUCCUUCAGCAGUGGUUAUUAAUCCUUCCCUCUUCAAAGCAUGUGCCCACAUUGCCAUAGGAAGCAAGAUACAGUAGGGGUGCUGAUGUAUGGCAACUCCUUUUUCUUUUUAGAUAUGAACAAAGUUUUCCAAAAGCUUCCUCCAUCACUCAAGGCCAGAUAUAGGAUGGAAGGAAAGGAUCCGUAGCUCCAAUAGAGGUGAUGACCAUAAGGCCGAGAUGUAGUAGGAGUGAAAGAGUAGGAGGUAAUGUUAGAGGUACGUGCACGCACGCACGUACACACGUACACAUGCACACUAAGGGAAAUAUUCAGCGUCAUCUCUCUGUUUAGUCUCUUAUUGAGUUGUAUGGAGAAGGUCAAACUGAGCCCGUGGCCAUGACAGUGAGGUUGCUGUCAGAUGACCAAAGUGCCAGUUAUACCAUUUGUUUCCUUGUUCAGUUCAUGUUUUGUAUCUGAGAAAGAAGUCAAAAAAUAUAGGAUAGAUUGGCUUGUUUAGCAUUUAUUUUUACUGUAAAAGAAAGAAAAAAAACUUCAUUGACAAAUGCAACAUCAAGAAAGAAUGAAUUCAUACUUGUUUUAACAAAAUGUGUAUUUGUAGCCGUUUCAGUCUGUGUUGGCAAUUGUCCAAUGAAAGCAACCAAAGCGCGCGCGCGCG
Anarrhichthys ocellatus (wolf-eel) is the source of this 4380-nucleotide messenger RNA. RefSeq names its product reticulon 4 receptor-like 2 a (gene rtn4rl2a). Gene Ontology annotation, cellular component: plasma membrane. Gene Ontology annotation, molecular function: protein binding. The coding region runs from base 565 to 1953 and encodes 462 amino acids. NCBI's taxonomy places the organism in Eukaryota, Metazoa, Chordata, Actinopteri, Perciformes, Anarhichadidae. The record is from RefSeq and is a predicted model, not a curated record. The transcript has 3 exons.